Molecule: messenger RNA, 765 nt
Organism: Pochonia chlamydosporia 170
Lineage: Eukaryota; Fungi; Ascomycota; Sordariomycetes; Hypocreales; Clavicipitaceae
Product: chaperone
Exons: 1
Coding region: 1-765 (254 amino acids)
Biological process (GO): [2Fe-2S] cluster assembly; protein complex oligomerization
Cellular component (GO): mitochondrion
Molecular function (GO): ATPase activator activity; protein-folding chaperone binding
Source: RefSeq, a predicted model, not a curated record
AUGCGGCCGACAUCCACAAGACAGAUGGUUCGCAUCUGCAAACAAUGUCGCAACCAUCCUCAAAAAGCUUCACUUUCUCUCGUCGCCAUAACCGCAACGCCAACACCCCAAAUACAACGCACGAAAGCCCCAUCCGUACUCUCCGCCCAACCUCUCCGAGCAUUCACAACCCGCUCCUCACACUCUUCCACAUCAACAUCCACCGCCGAAGCGACCAGCCCAUCUCCCACUCAAACCCUCUACUCCUUCUUCCCCGAAACCCUCCCAGACGGACCCCCUCCAACGGGCCACUUCCCAAUCGACCUGCGCUCCCUUCGCCGCGAAUUCCUCCGCCUCCAGUCUCGGUACCACCCGGACCUGCAGCCGUCGUCGUCCAAGGUCCGCGCCGAAGCCACCAGCGCCGCCAUCAACGAAGCCUACAAGACGCUCUCGAACCCGCUCCUCCGCGCGCAGUACCUCCUCUCCCUGCAGGGCGUGGACGUCGCCAACGACGAGACCCUCAAGGUCGAGGAGCCGGACCUGCUGAUGGUUGUUCUGGAGGCACACGAGAUGAUUGAGGAGGCGGGCAGCGCAGCGGACCUGGAGGCCCUGACGGCGGAGAACGAGGAGAGGAUCAGGGCGAGCGAGGAGGUGCUGGAGGCGGCGUUUCGGGAGCACGAUAUUCAGACGGCGAAGAGGGAGGCUGUGCGGCUGAGGUAUUGGGUUAAUGUGCGGGAAGCGGUUAGCGAUUGGGAGGAGGGGAGACCUGCUGUUUUGAGGCACUAG